Messenger RNA from Myxozyma melibiosi, 324 nucleotides. RefSeq names its product 60S ribosomal protein L30. Gene Ontology annotation, cellular component: cytosolic large ribosomal subunit. The record is from RefSeq and is a predicted model, not a curated record. Gene Ontology annotation, molecular function: RNA binding; structural constituent of ribosome. The transcript has 2 exons. Lineage: Eukaryota; Fungi; Ascomycota; Lipomycetes; Lipomycetales; Lipomycetaceae. Bases 1 to 324 code for a protein of 107 amino acids.
AUGGCCCCCAAGACCAAGAAGACCCAAGAGUCCAUCAACUCCCGCCUUGCGCUCGUCGUCAAGUCCGGCAAGUACACCCUCGGAUUCAAGUCCACCCUCAAGGCCAUCCGCUCCGGCAAGGCCAAGCUCGUCAUCAUUGCUGGCAACACUCCCCCUCUCCGCUCCGCUGAGCUCGAGUACUACGCCAUGCUCUCCAAGAUCUCGGUCCACCACUUCCAGGGCGGCAACAACGAGCUCGGAACCGCCGUCGGUCGUCUCUUCCGUGUUGGUGUCCUUGCCAUCAUCGACGCUGGUGACUCUGACAUCUUGACCACUGUCGUUUAA